GGCGUUCUGUUUAUUUUUGUGAAAAUUUCAUUUCUUUACGAUUCAAUUCGGAGGAAGAUUACAGAGGAGAGAUGGCGAGCAAACAGAUGACUGGGAAUGCAGAACCGGAGAAGGAGAAAAACUCAGGGUUGCCCAUGGAGACAAGCCCCUACCUCAAGUACAAAGAUGUUGAGGACUACAAGCUCAAUGCCUACGGCACCCAAGGCCAUCUUCCCGUCAAGCCUGGGAAAGAUGGCGGCGGUGGCGGCACCGACGCCCCCACUCUUUCCGGCAGUGACUCGGCUGUGGCUAAAGCAAUAUCAGAAUGAAUCAAUGGCUCAUGCCCAUGCCGAUCCGCUCCCAUUUUUGCCUAUGCUUUUUGUAUGUUUUUCUCUUUAACCUCAAAUCACUAAUUGAUUUAUGAGGUGUAUGCAAUUUAUCUGCCAUUUUUUUUUCCCUCAGUCUAAAAUAAAUUCUUCUCUUCUUAAGAUUGGAAAAUCUGGCAAGUUCGAAGGUUUUAUACCUU
This is a messenger RNA of Rubroshorea leprosula, 505 nucleotides long. The record is from the annotation of a GenBank genome assembly. NCBI's taxonomy places the organism in Eukaryota, Viridiplantae, Streptophyta, Magnoliopsida, Malvales, Dipterocarpaceae.